This is a messenger RNA of Dendrobium catenatum, 456 nucleotides long. Its product is annotated as WRKY transcription factor SUSIBA2-like. The transcript has 3 exons. Gene Ontology annotation, molecular function: sequence-specific DNA binding; DNA-binding transcription factor activity. Bases 1 to 456 code for a protein of 151 amino acids. Lineage: Eukaryota; Viridiplantae; Streptophyta; Magnoliopsida; Asparagales; Orchidaceae. The record is from RefSeq and is a predicted model, not a curated record. Gene Ontology annotation, biological process: regulation of DNA-templated transcription.
AUGAAAAUAAACAGUGAUAAGGAAGAAGAAGCAAAUGAGAAAAAUAUAGCUGAAGAAAGGAACGAUCGAAUGAUGGCUAUUCAAGAAGAUGCUUACAAUUGGAGAAAGUAUGGCCGGGAUUGGGAACACUAUAUUCACAAUAUUAAAAUGUUUAGAAAUGAAGAACAAAAUAGGGUUGUUAUCCCAGAAGAUGAUUACAAAUGGAUUAAAUGUGGACAACAGAAUAUUAAAAGAAUACAGAAGAAAAGAAGUUAUUUCAAAUGUGUUAACAAGAACUGUAAGGCGAGGAAGAAGGUGGAUUGGCCACCAAAUGAACCAAACAACAUAGAUAUAUCAUACGAAGGUGAUCAUAACCACAGAGCCUUAGCAACUGGUCAUUCAGAGAAUGAUGAAGCUGGAAUUGCAGCUAAUGAAGAUGAUUUAACUACUCUGACGUUAGGACCAACAAGGACUUAA